GGUACGACGAGGGGCGCUGACCGGGCCCUCGAGCUGGGGGCGGAGAGCCACAGGGGGUGGGAGGAACUUCUUCCAGAACCUUCCUUUGGCCCGGGCUGCGCUCUGAGCCAGGUAAGGGACUGGGAGGGCUGUGGACCAAGGGCAGGGAGGUCGUCUGUACCAAGCCCGCUCUCCCAUCCGUCCCCGACGAAAGUGGGGAUCCCAGGGGCUGACAUUUGGGGAGUUAGGGUAACUCACCGCUCGCUCCCCCGUAACUCUAUGCUGUUGCCGUCCUUUCCCGGGACCCCCUCAUUCUAAUGUCACUUUUCAAGGAUCUGACGACCUCCCACUCCCUGCCCCGUCAUAAUUGCUUUCGCUUCGCUCAAUUUCCAUUUGUUGGGGAGGGUACAGAUUUCCCGCUCUUCUGGAAAAAGGGGUGCCCCUACCCUCUUCCCACAUUUGGCCAAUAAAGUCUCCUCUAAAAUGGAGAGAGAGGUAGACGCCCGGGGGCUGGACCCGAGGGCACUGUUUCUGCUUCCCUGACCCCGACACUAACAGGUUCUCUCCAGCUUGGGGGCGAUUUGAGCAGAGCCCCCCCCUUACACACACCCUAUCCCCUGCGGGUGAAGGAGAGUGCCCAGCCCCCUGUGGUCCCCGCAGGCGACCACUCACACUUCCGGAGGCGGCAGCCCUCAGGCCGCGGGAUGGACGCGCGCGUCCGGGCGGCAGUGUAACUGGAGCCGUGGGGUCAGCGACCGGCGAGCGCGGCGCACCCUUCGGCUCAGACCGUGGAUGGUGACCGCCCCCUCGGAGAGCCCUCGCAGACAUGGCGGAGAGCUGGCUGCGCCUCCCGGGAGCGGGGCCGGCAGAGGAGGCCGCGCCCGAGAGCGGCCUAGAGGAGCCCGACGCCCUGGAUGACAGCCUUACCAGCCUGCAGUGGCUGCAGGAGUUCUCCAUUCUCAGCGCUAAGGCCCCCGCCCUGCCCCCGGGGGGCGCCGACCCCCACGGCUACCACCAGGUGCCAGGCUCGGUAGCGCCCGGGUCCCCCCUGGCGGCCGACCCCGCCUGCCUAGGGCCGCCGCACACGCCAGGCAAGCCCACUUCGUCCAGCACGUCGCGGAGCGCGCCCCCGGGAAUGCAGGCCCCGCCCCCCGACGACGUGGACUACGCUACCAACCCGCAUGUGAAACCGCCCUACUCGUACGCCACGCUCAUCUGCAUGGCAAUGCAGGCCAGCAAGGCCACCAAGAUCACCCUCUCGGCCAUCUACAAGUGGAUCACGGACAACUUCUGCUACUUCCGCCACGCUGAUCCCACCUGGCAGAAUUCCAUCCGCCACAACCUGUCCUUGAACAAGUGCUUCAUCAAGGUGCCCCGGGAGAAGGACGAGCCAGGCAAGGGGGGCUUCUGGCGCAUUGACCCCCAGUACGCAGAGCGGCUGCUGAGUGGGGCCUUCAAGAAGCGGCGGCUGCCCCCAGUCCACAUCCACCCUGCCUUUGUCCGUCAGGCCUCACAGGAGCCCAGCACCGCCUCCUGGGCCAGGCCGCUGACCGUCAACACCGAGGCCCAGCAGCUGCUUCGGGAGUUCGAGGAGGCCACAGGGGAGGUGGGCUGGGCUUCCGGCGAGGGCAGGCCUGGGCACAAGCGCAAGCAGCCGCUGCCCAAGCGGGUGGCCAAGGUCCCAAGGCCACCCAGCACCCUGCUGCUGACCCAGGAGGAGCAGGGUGAGCUGGAGCCCCUCAAAGGCAACUUUGACUGGGAGGCCAUCUUCACGCUGGAUGGAGAGCUGGGCUCCCUGGAGGGCCUGGAGCUGAGCCCGCCACUGAGCCCUGCCUCACAUGGUGACGUGGACCUCACCGUCCACGGCCACCACAUCGACUGCCCCGCUACCUGGGGGCCCCCGGUAGAGCAGGCUGCCGACAGCCUGGACUUUGAUGAGACCUUCCUGGCCACGUCCUUCCUGCAGCACCCCUGGGACGAGAGUGGCAGUGGCUGCCUGCCCCCAGAGCCCCUCUUUGAGGCUGGGGAUGCCACCCUGGCUGCCGACCUACAGGACUGGACCAGCGUGGGCGCCUUCUUGUAAGAGGCCAGGCCCCACCCCACCUCGGGACAGCGCCCAAGUCAGGGCCCAGAACUGUCCCCCAGCACAGGCUCAUGGACACCCCACCACUGAGGCAGAGUCUGUGCCAGGCCUCCCGAGUCUGGCCCCAAGAGGCCACACCGUCCCAGCCCGGGUGGCCUCAAAUUCAAGCCCAGGAGGCUGAGAACUGGGAGCCCCGGAUAGUGCCUCCCCAGCCCCACACAUACCAUACACACAGUGUUUCAUAGAGCGCCUCUCCUCCACCCCAAGGACUGACCACAGGACCCUGUGCUGUGCCAGCGGGGCCUGAAGUGGCCCGGCCCAGGUGGGGAAGAACAGAACAGAGGCCUCCCCAGAGCACCCCAGCCUCAACACUGCUUCUCUCCCCCCACCUCCCCCCUUCCCCAGGUCUCUAUCCAGAGAAAGUUCCCAGGUACAACAGAUACUAAUUAGGUGACAGCAAAUUAAGCCCUUGGAGGCCUCUCAGGGCAAA
Loxodonta africana (African savanna elephant) is the source of this 2552-nucleotide messenger RNA. It is a transcript of the gene FOXJ1, whose product is annotated as forkhead box J1. The record is from RefSeq and is a predicted model, not a curated record. Gene Ontology annotation, cellular component: nucleus. The coding region runs from base 806 to 2062 and encodes 418 amino acids. Gene Ontology annotation, molecular function: DNA-binding transcription factor activity, RNA polymerase II-specific; RNA polymerase II cis-regulatory region sequence-specific DNA binding. NCBI's taxonomy places the organism in Eukaryota, Metazoa, Chordata, Mammalia, Proboscidea, Elephantidae. Gene Ontology annotation, biological process: regulation of transcription by RNA polymerase II. The transcript is spliced from 2 exons.